Laccaria bicolor S238N-H82 is the source of this 527-nucleotide messenger RNA. RefSeq names its product thioredoxin (gene LbTrx1). Gene Ontology annotation, molecular function: protein-disulfide reductase activity. The record is from RefSeq and is a predicted model, not a curated record. NCBI's taxonomy places the organism in Eukaryota, Fungi, Basidiomycota, Agaricomycetes, Agaricales, Hydnangiaceae. The coding region runs from base 78 to 404 and encodes 108 amino acids. The transcript is spliced from 4 exons.
CGACACAGAUGACGGACUUUCAUCGCAGAAAUCCCCUCAAAUCUUUACCUUGAAUAAUACCCUCAAUUUUAUAAACGAUGCCCGUCAAAACCUUUAGCUCAUUUGACGAUUUCAAAGCCGUCAUAAACGGAGAGAAGCCCGUCGUUAUCGACUUUUGGGCUACAUGGUGUGGGCCAUGUCGAGUGAUAUCCCCAGUUUUCGAGAAGCUCUCCGACGAUCUGUCUUUUGCCGGAGUGGAAUUUUACAAAGUAGAUGUGGAUGAGCAGGAUCAAAUAUCCCAGGAAGUAGGGGUCAGAGCGAUGCCCACGUUUGCUUUGUUCAGGAAGGGUGAGAAGGUGUCCGAACUUGUAGGUGCACGCCCGCAGGAAUUGCAGUCGCUCGUAGCAAAGGCUCUAACUGAUUGAAAGGCAUCAGUCGGCAUUAGAUGUCAACGGCGGAUUAGAAGGCGUUGAAUAUCAUUAUUCGAAUAUCAAGUAACGCAGAUGGAUUUUAUCGCAACUUCACAACGUGGUCGGUUUUUGCCCCCC